Molecule: messenger RNA, 1260 nt
Organism: Penicillium digitatum Pd1
Lineage: Eukaryota; Fungi; Ascomycota; Eurotiomycetes; Eurotiales; Aspergillaceae
Product: HNH-2 domain containing protein
Source: RefSeq, a predicted model, not a curated record
AUGGAAUCCCUUCAACCCGAAACUGAAGCCAUACACAUUCUGAAGAAAAGAAAACAUGAUCUCACAAACGAUCUGCAGACAGCUCGGAGACUCUGGAGGGCACAUGGGUCGUUUGACCUGAAGUUCUGGGCACAGGCUGUCAAAAUAGAGAAGAUCAACCUGGAAAGGUCAGACGUGGAUCGCAAAGUUUCACUUGGAAGUUUUGAUGGGGUAGAGGAGACAUGGAAGAGGACUGAUGAAGCUAAGACGAUUUUGGAACAGAUUGAAGCACAAAAGCAGACGAAAAAAAUCUGCGAGGAAAGGGUUCACCAGCUACAGAGUGCACCCCCUCGUAGAAGUAUGAGAGCAUGCUUUAUGAAGUUUUUCACGACCUCUACCAUGGGCAUGGCCAUCAAAGGCACAGGUGCUGGGGCUCGUGACACAAGCCAGCAGAGCAACUUCCGGGCAGCGAUGAUCGAAACCUACAAGGCAAAGCACCCUACCGAACCAUGGCUCUGGUGCCCUAUUCUAGGGGACUAUACGGAUGAUGAUGAUAUCCAAGCAUCGCACCUGUUCCCUUGUAGGAACGGACAGGAUUGUUUGGAUGCUAUCUUCGGUAAGACACGAGCGGAGGAGCUUUUUUCGCCACGCAAUGGUCUUCUUUUGUGCAAAAAGCUUGAGCGCUAUUUCGAUUCUGGCAAGUUUGUGAUCGUUCCUGAUAUUCCUAAUUUCCAGAAGAACGUGCUGGUAUCUGCGGUUAAGGGGUGGCUCAACUGUGAGCCCCGCCAGUACCGGGUGAAGCUGAUCGACCCUGAUUGGGAAAAGAAGGAUGAAAAGAUCUCGCGAUGGCAAAGUCUCACUUUUGGACAGCUGGACGGCCGGCCGUUGAGGUUCCGCUCUAAUUUUCGACCUGCAGCUCGAUAUUUGUACUUUCAUUACUGCAUUCAGAUACUACGGAUGUGUUGGCAGCACAGCAGCCAAGGAAGGUCAAGCCAGGCGGCUGCGCUUCUACAGCUGGAGAAAGGGAAUCCUUUUUGGGGAACUGUGGGAAGAUAUCUUCCACGCAACAUGCUUUUGGCGCUCGUCGAGGAGAUGGGUCACGAGUAUACAUUUGUGCUAGACGGGGCUGCGGCCAGUCGGCCCGCCGACGACAAACUCCUCCUCGGACUUGCUUCAAGGCACGUCAAGGAACGGCCGUCUAUCUUGACACCUGGAGUUUAUGAUCCUGCUGAUUCGGAAGAAGAAUUUUCUUGGCUUGAAGAGGAUAGUGAAGAUGAGUAG